GUUGCAAAGAUCAAGGAGCUUUUGGAGAGGGAGAAAAAUAUUCCACUAAAUAUUGGCAUCACAGGAGAGUCUGGUUCUGGUAAAUCCACCUUUGUUAAUGCCUUCAGAGGUAUAGACAACAAGCAUGAGGGAGCCGCCCCUACUGGUUGUGAAGAAACCACCAUGGAGGCCAAACCAUACCCCCAUCCAAACUAUCCCAAUGUUACACUAUGGGAUCUUCCUGGUAUUGGCACCCCCGAUUUUUCAGCUGACAAGUACCUGGAGCUUGUUGAAUUUAAAAAGUUUGACUUCUUCAUCAUCAUCUCAGACACACGCUUCAGAGAAAAUGAUGUGAAGCUCGCUCAGGAGAUAAAGAAGAUGGAGAAAAGGUUCUACUUUGUUCGCUCAAAGAUAGACCAUAACUUACAAGAUGAGAAUAGAAGCCAGAGGGAGUUCAACAAAGAAAGGACUCUUUCAAAAAUCAGGGAAAACUGCAUUCAAGGUCUUGAACAAGCAGGUGUGGUCUCCCCCCAAGUGUUCCUGGUGGCCAGUUUUGAUCUCCAGCUGUAUGACUUUGCUCUCUUACUGAACACCUUAGAGAACAAAGAAGCUUUCCAUAAUAAAAUCAAAUACGUGGCUACAGACCUGUCGCCAGACCUCAUCGCGGUUGCACUUGACCUGCAGGUCCUGCCAGGCCCAGGGCUCCACGGAGCUACUAGCAUCAGGCUCAGACUGUCGUCCGGGGUCUCCUUCUCCAACUACAACAUCAGGAGACGUCGGUGUCGUAUCCAGUUUGGCAGAGAAGACUGUUGGUGGGCUUUUCAACCACUUACGGAUAUCCAUGACGAACUGAAGCGACGACGGGUGUGCUGGGCUACAGUGAGUGCAGCUGUAGCAGCUGUACCAGUUCCUGGGCUUUCUAUUGCUGUUGAUGUGGGCAUAUUGGUUGGUGUUGUCAAAGAAUACGUUCUUAGGUUUGGACUUGAUAUCCUGUCACUGAAGAGACUCUCUGAUAGGACAAAUGUGCCAUUUGAUGAUCUGAUUGCUGUCAUUAUUUCACAACUGGCUGCCACAGAAAUAACCUCUGAUCUUCUCUUGAAGGUGAUUGGUCAACAGUCAGGCUCAGCACUAUUAAUGGCAGCAGAGGAAGUGUCCAGAUUCAUUCCAAUACUUGGAAUCCCAGUAGCAAUGACCCUCUCUUUUAAAUCCACCUACAACAUUCUCAAAAUCAUCCUCAACAUGCUUGCUGAGGAUGCUCAGAGUGUGUUUAAACGGGCCCUGGGUUUGAACAGCUUAGUGUGA
Molecule: messenger RNA, 1281 nt
Organism: Sander lucioperca (pikeperch)
Lineage: Eukaryota; Metazoa; Chordata; Actinopteri; Perciformes; Percidae
Product: T-cell-specific guanine nucleotide triphosphate-binding protein 2-like
Exons: 4
Cellular component (GO): membrane
Molecular function (GO): GTP binding
Source: RefSeq, a predicted model, not a curated record